UCCGCGUUUUCCAUUUGCACACCUUCAAAACAACGUUUAAGAUCCCGAAACAUUCGAGAAGCUUUUACUAUGGCGAGUUGAUUAACACGGCGAAAACAUUAGAGGUCAUGUUUUGCUAUAAAAAUUGAUGUAAAAUCAUCUGAGAGACUGCAUAUUCCUAAAACAACACAAUUUGCUACGUUGUAACUGCAUUUUUCUGUUUGAUGUAUGAUAUCCGCCGUCCGCGCACGUCUGAAUGUCAACAGGUUGUACAGCGUCACUUCUGCUAUACAUGGGAUCAGACGCUUCAGUUGCUGUGAACACAUAGAUCUGUGAUGGCCAAUACUGAUUUUCAUUUGCAGUUUCAAGAAUUUGAAGAUGGUCAAGGAUUCACAGAAAAUAAUCAAGGUGCCACAACAGUGACCAUCGAUGACCCCAUCAAAUCUCGAGAACAACGAAAAGCUACUGGAACUGCUUUUGAUGAAGAGGACAGUGAUGACAAAACUGAGCUUCUGUCAGGCCAAAAAAAGAGUGCGCCCUUCUGGACGUUUGAGUACUACCAAACAUUAUUUGACGUGGACAGUCAUCAGGUAAAGAACAGAAUAGUUGGUUCUAUGCUGCCUUGGCCUGGGAAAAACUUUGCUGAGGUCUAUUUACGGAGUAAACCUGACCUGUAUGACAUGUUUCUUCAGUACAUAUGAGAUGGAUUCAUCAAAGGUUCACAAUGAGCCAUUGACAGCGACCAACACUUCAUCCACAAAGUUCAGUGAGGUGGCACUCUCUCACGUGCUUUGACUGCUGCACUGUUUUAAUAAUGAUGAAAUGGCAUAGAAAUGCCAGCACUUUUAGAUGAGCCAAGUGUCAUUUGAUUGUAGUUGCUGAUGGGAAAAUAAGACAUUUGCAUUUGAUGAGAUGUUAACAUGAGACAAGACUUCCUGUACAUAAUCUGUGCUCCUCGAGAGACUGUUAUUCUUCUGUAAUUGCAGCUUCUCCUCUUGCCUUAUUAGAGAGAAUCAGGUAUCUUGAUAAUGAGAUUGUGGGCUGUCUGGAUUUCUUCAUCUUAUAGUCUGUGAAGGUAAAGCCUUUAUUUUGGUAUGUUUAUGAAUAUAGGUGAGCAGCGAAACCUCGAGAUAAUCAUCGACAACAUGUUUGAUGUUUUCUGAUUUGAGGUUCAGACACAUGUUACUGUUACAAAGUAGAGGACAUGUAUAUACUGUGUAGCUGUGCUUUAAAUAUUCAUUUGAUAAUUGAGCUUGAGAUGGUUUUCAAAGGGUCACUCUCCUGUUUCUACCACUUUGGAAAUGUCUACAUGUACAUAAAAUGUUUUAACACUUUAUAAAAUUACAGUGCCAGCAGAAAAAAGGGAUGGGAAAAAUAAAAUAAAAUAGUUUGUUGAAUUGCACAUACACACAGAAACUGAUUACAUUUUUCAAUUUGAAUAAAGUUGGAAAUCAAAGCUAGAGUUUAAUGAAAUAUUUGACAAAUUUUCAGUUCUCUGUGG
Sinocyclocheilus anshuiensis is the source of this 1480-nucleotide messenger RNA. RefSeq names its product protein YIPF1-like. The transcript has 6 exons. The record is from RefSeq and is a predicted model, not a curated record. Lineage: Eukaryota; Metazoa; Chordata; Actinopteri; Cypriniformes; Cyprinidae. Bases 315 to 680 code for a protein of 121 amino acids. Gene Ontology annotation, biological process: vesicle-mediated transport. Gene Ontology annotation, cellular component: Golgi apparatus. Gene Ontology annotation, molecular function: small GTPase binding.